UUGGAGCACACGUUUAACAGUGUAACGAGAUAACAGUCAGACGUCGUGACACGGGAGUUUAACGCUUCGUUUUCUCUCUCUUAACUCUUUUAAAACAUAUUACUUGUCGAUUGUGGGUGGACUGUUGUCGUUUUAACAACUGAAUGUGAGUUUUUCUAUCAAAAAAUGUGAGCUUUUGAGUGACUUUUUUGACCAUGCCGGUGGAGUAAAGCGUGUUUGUCGGAGAGGAUUUGAAAGAGGAAAUCAUCCAGAUUUUGAGCAAACAGACCUUUGUGUUUCACUACUUAUCCUGUUUCAACCUAACACCUGUUCAGUUUUGGGGGGUUUUUAAUGCAGCCGAGUUUGAGUCGAGUGGUUUUCCCCUCAAAUGACGUGGAAUAGCACGAUGAGCAGUGGCUACAGCAGCUUGGAGGAGGACUCCGAAGAGUACUUUUUCACGGCCAGGACCUCUUUCUUCAAGAAACCAUCUGGAAAAGUCACAGUGAGCAAGGAUGUGGAGAAGGAGAGAGAGCUUCGGACGGAGUUCAGCAGGGAAGAGAUCAGGCAGAGGAUCGAGCUGUACAACUCGGUGACUAAGGACCACCUGAAAAUGACCCUUAAUCCCUCUGGUGUAUACACCGGUUUCAUCAAGGUGCAGAUGGAUUUGAGGAGGCCUGUGACGGUGCGAGGAGGUCAGAGAGGAGAGGAGGCGUUCUAUCUGCCCAGAGGAGUCAGCAACACGCUCCACAUCAGCUCCAGUAACACAGUCAAACAGGUCAUCGUCGCCCUGCUGAGGAAGUUCACAGUCGCAGACAACCCGGCUAAAUAUGCCCUCUACAAACGCUACCGCAGGGAGGAGCAGGUUUAUGUGUGCAAGCUGGCGGAUGGCGAGCAGCCGCUGUUCCUUCGUCUCGUGGCGGGACCCGACACCGAUACGCUGAGCUUCGUGCUGAGAGAACAACAGACUGGAGAAGUCAUGUGGGACGCGUUCUCCAUCCCCGAGCUGCGUAACUUCCUGAGGAUCCUCGACAAAGAGGAAGACGAGCAGAGGGAGGCGGUGAUUCGGCGCUACGAGGGCUACCGCCAGAGACUGCAGGAGGCGCUGAGGGAGGUCAGAGGGCCUUCUUAGAGCGAUAAAACCUCCUUAAAAACAGGACUACUGCCCCCUAGUGGCACAGAGGAGGCAUUCUUCUUUUCUUUUUUCACCCUCAGAGGAGAAAUAAUGUGCAAAAUUCUGAUCGAGAUGGAGGAAUGAGAAACGGGGAUUCAGCGCCUGGUAGAAGGGAUGAAACGGACAGAAGGAGGGAUGAUUUAAAGAUGACAGGAGGACCGAGGAAGAGACGGCAAACUAAGGACAAGUGAAGGAAGGGAUGAAAGGACAGAAUUGAAACGGACGCUGCUGGAGUUUGAUGCAGCCUGGAUCAAAGACUUCAAACCUGCAGUCUGCCUUCUCACACCAAAGAUUUACCUGUAGUGCCAUAAUCAUUCACCCUCUCUCUCCAUCCCUCUUCUUCUUCUCUCACUCUGUCCUGCUGUCACAAAACUGAUGCAGAUUCCUCUUUCGUCCUUUCAAACUUUGUGAACGACUCAUGGCCAUAUGUCCAGUUUUAUUUAAUGUUUGUUUUAAAAAGUCUGUACAUAUUAUUAUUUUUUAUUUAUUUUUUUUCCUUUAAACAAAACGAGUCUUAUUUGAGUUGAUUCUGCAGAAGCGGAGCUGCAGUCUAGUUGUUGACACAGACACUUGAGAAUAGUUGAUCCAGACGGCUUCUAGAUGUAGAAACACGGAGAGACGUGAGCGGCAGACUCUCGAUAUGAAACCGUCUCUCGGGGCUGCAGCUACACGAUGGUCACCCCACAACAUUUAGAGAAGUGAAGACAUGUUAUUCAUCGUCGCAUUUUUGCUUUUGUUAGCUGCAAAGUUGAGUGAUAUUUACCAAGUUGUGAGGAAGAAAACAAGCAGACUGCAGGAGUGUGCUGAAGUGAAACUGAAGGUUGUAAGAGACGAUGCAGAGAACUUAAAGGAGGUGAAGUUGGAAGUUGAACGUGACAGAAAAACAAAAACUCUUGAUGAGAGAUAAUCACAGAGGGAGCGUCCUGCUGCAAGAUCUGAAGGAACAGAGUGAGAUAGCAGUUUGUUUUAGAAGGAAGUCAUUUUAGUUUAAGGGUGAGUAGAGACGACGGAGGAUGAUAACGAUGAACUGGUCGGAUUUGAACUUUUUUGUGUGCAGUUUUGUUCCACCAGCAGAGUUUGACGAAGCAUGAAGUGGUGUAGAUUAGACGGGAGGAGGUCAGAGGAGGGGCGAAGGUGAAGUUUGACUGGUUUCUGUAAGUUGACUGAGCAGUUUUGAGGAAGUAGACGAGAAACUUUAGACGCAGGGAGGAAGAUAAAAAAAACAGAGAGGAUGAAGUUUUUGUUCUGUAAAAUAGUCUGAGGUGAGGAGGACGCGGGAGAGAAAGUGGUGAAGCAGUGUGUGAACACCAAGUCGUCAUGAUUAACUGCAUGUCGGCUGGUUGUAUUAAUAAAAGCUCCUGUUAUCCACAGCUGAGAGAAAAAGGAGGUCUGUGAGUGCUGAUAGCUGCAGAGAGCAGAGAGAGGGAAAAAUGAGCCGCAUUGUGUCGGCCUCUUGUCCGUCUGUCUGCAGGCAUUCAUUUAAAACGCAGCUGCUUUUGUGCUCUAAUCUCAAGUUGAAACGUGCAGCCUUGACCUCCCAAUCAACCUGAUUUAUUUUGUUUCUGGUGGAUUAAGGAGAAGAAUGUCACAGAUCGAAACAAGGACUAAGUGGUAGUGCAGAGAAAGGUCUGGAAAAGUAAAAAAUGCAAACAGAAAAAACGAGCACAAGUGAGUUUAAAAGAAGGUUACCGACCUUUUUAGAUGGUGUUGCAAUUAAAUAGCUGCCUUAAAUAUACAUAUGCAAUGUUAUCUUUACUGUACAGAAUGAAUCAUAUAGGGGUUAGAGACCAACAGAUGUCGUUCUCCGCAGUUUUGUGGAAAAAUCUUUGCUUUUUAGAUUGGUAUUUAUUUAGAAAUUAAAGAAAAUCAGACAAACAAGUAGACGUGAAUCACAAAGACAAUCAUUCAGACAAUUCAAAUGUCUUAAAUUUUCAGAAAGCCAUUUAAAAAAAAAAAGCGCUGUAAAAUGCUUCAUAGUUUGACCUGCAGGUACUGAGUGAAAUCAUAAAGGCUGUGUUACAACGCCGCCAUCUAGUGGAUAAAUACUGCAAGUGUUCUCUCUUCUGUGUCAAAGAUUUAUUUUUUCCUGUUAUAACCAAAGAUACUUUUGUGGUGUUGCCUGGAGCAAAGUAUAUUAGAGGCCUCUUCCCACCGGAGGGAAAAUCAUAUAUAUAGAUUUAGAGUUUUAUUUAAAGGGGGUUUUAACCCUUCGUUUAUUUUACUAUCAAACACUGGGUUCAACUACGGAAGACCAAAAGGGCCAAAAAGGUUUCUGUUCUUACAAGCAGAUGGAUACAUAAGUGUGAUUUGUUAAGGGGAGUGUGUGAAGUUCAGUUAAUCAUGAUGAUGUCAUUUAGAAGGCAGGGAAAUUAAAAACAUCACAGAGUUGCAUUAUGGGAAAUGUAGGAUCCAGCAUCUUGUGCGUGUGAUUUAACAAAUAUAUAUUUUUAUAAAUGUUCAUUUUUCAGUCUUCCUCUCACAAGUACCAAACCUUUCUGGAAGUCAAAUUUAAGUUGUCAUUUAAAAAUCCAUCACGCUACAUUUUUGUAGUUUUAAUUUCCUUUUUGACGUUCCCAUGAAAAUAGAAAGAACUAGUGUCUACUUUUUUUUUUUUUGUGGAUGGAGGCAAAUAUUUUGAGAAAUCCUGUUUAUUAGACGUUAUAUUUUAAACUUAAACUUUAAGGCAGGCAGGACUUUGCAGAACCUGAAACAUAGAACUGAAUAUUUCAAACGUGUAGAGUCAUUAAAAACACUUAAAUCACAUAUUCAGAUGCUUUUAGAGCGAAACCUUUUGGCCUCUUUUUGCUUCCUUAUAGUGUAUUUUUAAAUGAUGCGAAAGUCUGCAUGGAAACAGUUGAUUCAUCUUAAAGCCAUGUUGUUGUUGUUUGUUUUGUGUUUGUUUGAUAAACAAUGUUAGCUGUUCAAACACCAUAACAGACAAUUUAUCGUUUUUAUUUUUUUAAAUUUUAUUUUGGGCACUUUAACUUUGAAUUCAGGGAAGACGGGUUUUUUAUUUUUCUUAAUUUCUCCUGUUUUAUCUUCAGACUAUCGCCAUCACACUCUGAACAUUAUCUUAAUAAUCUUAUUUUAAAGAUUUUGCUUCACUUGUGAUUUUUGAUGUUUUUUUUUUUUUUUGGAAGUACAGUGAGACAGAAGUAUGUUUUUGUUUUUUAAGCUGAUUUUUUUAUUUUUUGGGUCUCACCGAGCUUCCGUACAUUUUUGGCUCAGCGUUAGCUUUUUAGACUGUGAAACAUUUGGUUGAAUCUGGCAUGUGUUCCUGUUUGUCUCUCUGUAAACAUACAUGCUUACUGUACACACUACUGGGCUGUUUGACAUUAAAAAACAUGAGUUCUUGUUCUCAACCUGUGGCUCGGACAGCGUGUGGAAAAAAAACUUCAGAGUGAGAUCGGAGAA
Messenger RNA from Labrus bergylta (ballan wrasse), 4564 nucleotides. The record is from RefSeq and is a predicted model, not a curated record. NCBI's taxonomy places the organism in Eukaryota, Metazoa, Chordata, Actinopteri, Labriformes, Labridae.